GGUUGCUCAUUCGGAAUAAUCAAAUCGCCGAUUUGAAACCUGCUCAUCGCUGCCAUUUUUACGGCACUGCGUGUUUUAGAAGCCUUGUUGACGUCUUGUUUCUGUUCCUAAGUCUAUGGUGAAGUAAAUUUUUUCUUUUUUUUUUUCAAUGUCCGACUCUUACCUACAAAAUGGACCGACAAAACGUCAAACCGGCGAAGUCUUCGAUGUCGCAUGCAAGGUGAUGUUGCUCGGGGACUCAGGAGUCGGGAAGACAUGUUUGCUGGUUCGGUUCAAGGAUGGGGCUUUUCUUUCUGGUUCUUUCAUAUCGACUGUGGGAAUAGAUUACAAGAAUAAAGUAGUGGAGGUUGAUGGCUCAAAAGUAAAAUUACAGAUCUGGGAUACGGCAGGUCAAGAAAGAUUUCGUAGUAUCACACAUGCAUAUUAUAGAGACUCACAUGCACUUCUUCUUUUGUAUGAUGUCACAAACCAUGCUUCAUUUGAAAAUAUCAGGGCCUGGUUAGCUGAGAUAUAUGAAUAUGCAAGACAGGAUGUUAUCAUAAUGUUACUUGCAAAUAAGGCCGAUCUUACAAAACAGAGGGUUGUUUCACGAGACCAAGGAGAAAAACUAGCUAAGGAUCACAAUGUAGCGUUCAUGGAAACAAGCGCCAAGACGGGACUUAACGUUGAUUUGGCAUUUAUGGCGAUCGCACGGGAUAUCAAACACAGAGAGGCAAACAGCACAACCGCUGACCCACAAUUCAACAUCGGACAAUAUGUCGAAUCGCAACGUGAAAGACCCGGAUGUUGCUCAUAGCAAGAGCUUAGCAACAAACGUCACUAAAUAAAUGGGACAACUGCCUAGACAUCCUGGCAGUGGUACGACCAGCAAAUUCAUACUGGACUGGAGUCUACGAGAUUUUCUCUUGGAGAGCUACAAGAACGCUAAAUAUAAAAGGCUUAAAGCCACAAAUAGAAUUUUAAUGAAUUUAAAUCGCUAUAAAUUUUUGUCAACCAAGACCCAUUUCUUAACUAAGGCAAAAGCAAUACACUCAUACUUUUAUAUAUAUAUAUCUCAUCUGGCGAAGAUCCUUGCUUCAGCGCCUUAUUAGGAAUAGGUGCACUAAUUUUAAAUGGGCGUUAGGGUUAGGGUUAGGGUUAGGGUUCAUAUCAGCAAUGAGCAAUUAAUGAGCGUGCAAUUAUCAAACACAGCGAAGCAAUUAAUGAGCUUACAAUUAUCAAACACAGAGAAGCAAUUGAAAUUGCCGAGCCAGAGUAAGAAACAGUACAACAAGUCAACUAAGAAUAAUGAUAGACAAGUUUAUGAAAUGAAAAAAAAAGUAAAUGGGGCUGAAAAUUAA
Molecule: messenger RNA, 1340 nt
Organism: Nematostella vectensis (starlet sea anemone)
Lineage: Eukaryota; Metazoa; Cnidaria; Anthozoa; Actiniaria; Edwardsiidae
Product: ras-related protein Rab-26
Exons: 9
Coding region: 149-796 (215 amino acids)
Molecular function (GO): GTP binding; GTPase activity
Source: RefSeq, a predicted model, not a curated record